AUGUGUCGCGUCGUACUGCUCGACCAGACCCAGUACGUCAACCAUCAAUUGGGAGCGGGGCUCCCAAGAAUCCCAGGACGGGGGAUAGCCGCGCCACCGGACGAGGUAACUCGUCCGACGUCCAGUUCACGUCGCGGUGGUUCAACAGCUGCUCUACUAGAUAGCGCUGGCCACCGCGAGAGUCCUCUAAUGGAGGUGGAGGAGGAGGAAAGACGCUCUCCACACGAUCAUGUGGAUCGGUGUGUUCCCGAGAGCUUCUUUGAUCGCGUAACGCAAGGGUUACGCGACGAUCUCGAGCAUGAGCGGAAUAGGCGUCUCCAGAUGGUGGACACUGCCUCGAAGCAUCGAGCUGAGUUUGCCUUUGCUCAGCUUGAGAACGAGAGAUCUCUGACAUCUCUUCGUGACGAGCUAAGGGUAGCUCGUGGGAUUGUUGAUCGGUCUCGGGCUGAGAUAACUGCUCUUCAGACCCUUGUUGAUGCCCACCAUCGGGAGCACAAGGCUCUCUGCGAGAUGCUUGAGCGCAAGGGCGUUCUUCAUCGGAAGAAGCAGCGUACUGAUGGUACGGCUUAA
Peronospora matthiolae is the source of this 570-nucleotide messenger RNA. Lineage: Eukaryota; Oomycota; Peronosporomycetes; Peronosporales; Peronosporaceae. The record is from the annotation of a GenBank genome assembly.